This is a messenger RNA of Cantharellus anzutake, 1317 nucleotides long. RefSeq lists its product as uncharacterized. The record is from RefSeq and is a predicted model, not a curated record. Lineage: Eukaryota; Fungi; Basidiomycota; Agaricomycetes; Cantharellales; Hydnaceae. The transcript is spliced from 4 exons. Bases 1 to 1317 code for a protein of 438 amino acids.
AUGGACCGCAGAAAACGACGACCCUCUACCGAUGGGCCGGAACCUCACCCACCAAAGCGGCGUUCCCCUAUGGCACCCGACGAUAAUCAACAAUCAUCCGCCCCAUCUUCAUUACUUGACCCUUCCCAGACCCAUCCUGCUAACCCGCUGACCCUCCAAACCGGCGACAAUAGUCUUCAUGAUUGGCACAGUGGAGCGUAUGUCGUGGCUCACGGAACCGCAACUAGUUCUGGUGAUUCUUACCCCCUAAGCAGUGUGACGAUGCUGCCUGGGCUAUCUUACAGUCAUCCGCACCUGCACUCCUUCCCUCCAUCGCAUCAGGUCCUUCCCGCUGACCCCCAGGCUCUCCAAAGCUGCGACAUUCCUCAUGAUUGGCGCAGCAGGUCAGUUGAACCUUAUCUCGGGGUUCCUGCGCCCGCGCCCGCUUUUGGUCCUUCCGGUGAUCAUUGGCCUUUCCCAAUCCCCGAGCUUGAGCUACCUGACAUAUAUGAGAGUGAUUCGCAAUCACACGCUUUGGUCUCAUCGCUUGACAUCUAUCCCAUCAGCUCACAAACCCCCUACGAAGGUAGUCGCCCUGAUCGGUGGGAUGGAUCGAUGGAAUCUCAUCCCGAAAUUUCCCAGAUUGUGGCACCCUGGUCACCUUCUGGCGGUCUCCGAUCGCUCGCGCCCGAUAUGAGGACCUGGCGGUCAAAUGUCAAUAGUAUCAGCCAAUCGAGCACGCCUGUCCUUGGAUCCUCUGUCCCCACUACGCCUGCAUCGUCGAUUCCUGCGCAUUCGGACCAAUUCCUAUAUCCCCCUUCGGCGCCAUCACUCUCCGAAACUGCUUGCGCAAAUCCUGACCCUUGGGCCCCAUACGGCAAUAGUGAAAGCGCCCGCACACAACUGGAACAUGCUAUGAACUUAUUUGUACCCCCUGUGUCAGAACCGACUACAUCAUCGUCGGCUGGCCCGUCGGAGGGCAAAAAGGAAAGCAUCAUUAGCGCCACUAGACUCAUUCUCCAAACCGCAUCCUCCGCUCUCAAAUUCUCGCCUGUCCCGUUCCUCCCUAACAUUCCGGACUCACUUCUCAUGCUACUUCAGGUUUACGAGAACGUCAGCAGUAACAACAAAGCUCUCAAAUGGCUGAAUGAUGAUGUGCAAAUGAAGGAAUUACACUUGGCUCUGGAAGGCCAGGUCCAGAGGAUCAAGUCACUCCAGAGUCAGAAUCGAAACCUCUUCAAGAAAAUAUUCAAUGCGGGCCUGUUAGCGCAAAGCAUAACCGACGUGAGGACAAGUAUCAGUGUAGCACUCUCCCGGUUUGCGGUGCAUAAGAUUUGA